UGUGUUUCUCACACAACUAAAUUUUAAUAACAAAUAGAAGUAAUAAUUUAGCGACGAUGACCUCUUUGAUUAUAUUAAAAGCUAUGCUAUUUUCCAAAGCUGUACAAAAACGAAAAAGGGAAGAGAGAGAACGCCAUUCAUGCGUCGAAGACAGUGCCAUAAAUAUGUGCAGAAUUUGCUGCAAAGAAAACGGAAAGGUUGCUAUAUUCAAUAAUGUACAGUAUCCAAAUAUGCCUGAAGAUAUAACUCAAUUUUCAGGAGUAGAUGUUUCCAACAAUGAUGAUUAUCCUAAACAUAUUUGUAAUACAUGCCUCAAACUUUUAAAAAAGUGCAUCAAAUUCAGACAUCUUUGCAACUUAAGCAACAGGAGACUUCAAGAGUUACAGGCUGAAUGUGAAACUACAGAAAUUAUUGAUGAUGUCAGUGAAUUACCCAAUGAAACAGAGGAGUCCUACAAUGUUGCUUCUCCCACAUUUCCUGGUAGAAUCGAAAAAUGGAUGUGUACUACAUGCAACAAAGAAUUUCAAGAUAUGUAUGCUUAUAAUGAUCAUCUAUCAGAGUGUGUCGUAAAAUUAAAUGAGAGGAAAAAACGAAAUGCUGAAAUGAACAAAAAAUCUUAUCUCUGUGAUAUAUGUGGCAAGACAACAAAGUCUAAUGCAAGUCUUCUUAUUCAUAAGGCUAUUCAUGAACAAGUAUUUCCAUAUAAAUGUGAUCAGUGCCCAUAUAAAGGGAGGACUAUGGACUUGCUGAGAAUACACAAGAGAUCACAUCUCAUUGACAAACCAUACAAAUGUACACAGUGUCCGAAAGCCGCGUCCACAUCCAGUAACUUGGCCAAACAUGUGCUACAUGCCCACAGCACUACCAGACCGCAUAAGUGUACUUACUGUGAUAAAUCGUUUGUUUGUAAACACGACAUGACAAGACACAUACGAGACAUACAUCUGAGGCAAGGGACCGUCGAGUGUAAUAUAUGUUACAAGAAAUUCAAUACAAAAAAAAUUUUACAAGGGCACACAAGAAAAAUACAUAAGAUAAAAAGCGAGCGACACGGCCGCUUACCGUCUUACCUACAUUAUAUUGGGGAAACGGAUUAUGCGGAGCAAAAGUGAUUCGGCUAUGGGACUGUGUCGGAGCUCAAAAUGUGUAUCAGUAUACGCCUAGUAAGCAAUAAGCAUGUGUUGUUCUCUCAAUUUUGGCGAAGCAGUGAACCGCUGGUCAAUUGAGUUGAGAUAAAAACUUAGUUCGGUUAUCACUAGUGAACCAUUGAACUGAUUGAACCACGCAAACACGUCCAUUCGUUAUAGAGUUUGUUCAUAAUAUCUGUCACCUGUGAGUUGUGACGUAGGUUGUGACCCAAUAUUAUGCCUUCAUUAAAACCUGAGGGAGCCACACUUUAAAACAAAUAGGCUGAUUCAAUGAUAAUACCGGCCAGCGUUGCCAGACGUCCCGAUUUUGGCGGG
Molecule: messenger RNA, 1463 nt
Organism: Aricia agestis (brown argus)
Lineage: Eukaryota; Metazoa; Arthropoda; Insecta; Lepidoptera; Lycaenidae
Product: zinc finger protein 177-like
Exons: 8
Coding region: 57-1112 (351 amino acids)
Biological process (GO): regulation of DNA-templated transcription
Cellular component (GO): nucleus
Molecular function (GO): DNA-binding transcription factor activity, RNA polymerase II-specific; zinc ion binding; RNA polymerase II cis-regulatory region sequence-specific DNA binding
Source: RefSeq, a predicted model, not a curated record